GAGACUAGUUUGACCCGCGGGCGGCCGCCGUAGUGCGUCGCCCCGGUUGCCGUGGGAAACGACCCGGGACCUGGGAGGGGAUGAAGACGUUUCCCGCCGGCGGGAGCUGCGGCUGUGGCUGAGCGAAGGGGGCACCCAGAAUCCGCGGGGUCCAUUGCUGCAGCACCAUGGCGGACCAGCUUUAUCUGGAAAACAUAGACGAGUUCGUCACGGACCAGAACAAAAUCGUGACGUACAAGUGGCUGAGCUAUACACUUGGGGUUCAUGUUAACCAGGCCAAACAGAUGCUGUAUGAUUAUGUUGAAAGGAAACGAAAAGAAAAUUCAGGAGCCCAACUGCAUGUCACCUACUUGGUAUCUGGCAGUCUCAUCCAGAAUGGACAGCCUUGCCACAAGGUUGCAGUAGUGAGAGAAGACAAAUUAGAAGCAGUGAAGUCCAAGCUAGCUGUGACUGCCAGCAUCCAUGUGUACAGCAUCCAGAAAGCCAUGCUAAAGGACAGUGGGCCUCUGUUCAAUACUGACUAUGACAUCCUUAAAAGCAACUUGCAGAACUGCAGCAAGUUUAGUGCCAUACAAUGUGCAGCUGCUGUCCUCAGACCUCCUGCAGAAUCCUCAUCUUCCAAAAAGUUAGAACAAUCGAAUCUUCAGGUAUCAAGUGAACCACAAGUGAAUAAUGAACCAACUACCAAUGGUCAGGGCCCACCCGCCUCCAAACCGGUUACCCAGCAACCCAAAGGAAUUAUGGGAAUGUUUGCUGCUAAAGCUGCUACUAAAGCCCAAGAUGCCAACAAGGAAACCAAAACAGAGGCUAAAGACAUAACAAAUGCAUCUUCCACAGGCAGCAAGGCACCCGGGAAAGGCAAUGUGCUGAGUAACUUUUUUGGAAAAGCUGCAAUGAAUAAAGUGAAUUUGGAUUCAGAACAAACAGUUAAAGAAGAAAAAACAGCAGAGCAAUCUCCUGUGUGUGUCCCUGAACCGAAGCUGGCAGCUCCUGUAGGCCUGAAGAAUCCCAGCAGAAAAGCAGAGCCUGUUAAGAUGCAGCAGAAGGAAAAAAAAAGGGGGAAGCGAGUGGAGUUAUCUGAUGAUGAGACGAAGGAAACUGAGAAUAUGAAGAAAAAGAGGAGAAGAAUCAAGCUUCCUGAUUCUGAUAGCAGUGAAGAUGAAGUCUGCCUAGACUCUCCUGGGGCUUAUGAAGCUGAACCGUCACCCCCACCUCCACCUGUGUCUCCACCUCCUGAGCCAGUGCCAAAGACUGAACCUGAGCCUCCUUCCAUCAAGAACUCAAGAGGAGAAAACAGAAGAAAACGAAGGCGUGUCCUGAAAUCUAAGACCUUUGUGGAUGUAGAAGGCUGCAUGGUGACCGAGAAGAUCUACGAGAGUGAGUCCUGCACAGAUAGUGAAGAGGAGCUUAAGGUGAAGACAGCCUCUCUACACAGACCCCCUGCUGUGGCUUUGAAAAAGGAACUCAAAGAGGAACGAAAGGGCCCCAAGAAAGGGACUGCUUCUCUGGGCAAAGCCAACAGACAAGUGUCCAUCACUGGCUUCUUCCAGAGGAAAUAAACUGCCAUUUCUGGGAGGCCAGAGAUUUGGAGUGGUCAAGGGAAGAGACCAAGAAGUACUGACUCUCACUUACUGUGUAAGUUCAGUCAGCUCCUCACCUCACUUAUAUCAAGACUGUAUUUCCAUCCUGUGAGGUGUAUACUAUUUCUGGUUUUUAACCAAAAGGAAAUCACCUACAAGCAGGAUGCAGAAGAUUUAAAAAGCUGUUACUUUCAAUGACAUGAGCACAACUUUGGCCUGCAAGAUGAAAAAUUCACUUCACAACUGAACUGGAACAUGUUUCAGAAUCACCACUGAAGCACUUUGGUGAUGAGUCUGCUGUCCCUCUCAUCCUGUGCCCUGACCUGGCCAUGGCUCAGAAUGUGUGCUUCCUUAUUCCUUGUGUUCUGUGAACUUGAGUGCUUUUAUCCUCAGUUCUACUGGAUGUGUCUACCAUUCCCUGCUCCCCUUCCCAUGACAAUGCUUCUGGCGCUUAUCCCCAAGAAGCUGUUUAUCUUUUUGCUCUUGAACUAAAGACAAACAGAAAUCUCCCUGUGAUUGUCGUCGUGCAUGAGACAGCACACUCAUACCUGGCUGCACACCAACACAUGGCUUCUGUGCCACCUGUUUGGUGAAAGCUUUCUGAAAGUUGACUUACAGUCAGAGGUUAGGAAAAGCAAGCGGCAGCUGGUUGAUGGAUUGGACUCCACCAGAAGCAAAGAGCAUAGGGGAGCUGACCUGUUGCUGGCCCAGGCCAUGCCCCAACCCUGCUCUAUGUGGCUUGUUGCUCCCCACACCCCUCUCACUGCCCACACCUAGAGAGGGAGACCCUUCACUGAGUUUACAGGGAAAACCCUUCCUCCAGAGAGCAAAGAAGGUGCUGUGCUCAAUGUCUCCCUCUCCGGGAAAUGAAAUGUUGAGAAAGGGCAGCUUCCCAUAAAAUCAGUGAGGAAGCUAGGACGUAUGUUUGUGCACAAAUGUUGCCCCUCUGUAUUUUCAUCUACUAAAAACUGCAGGUACAGGCUCUCCAAGAAGAGAUAGAGAAAACUACUAAAUUGUGGCAGGAUCUAAGCAUGGAAUGAAACAUUUUCCUCUGUUAUCCUGGAAAACCUCCUGUUCUGAUGAUAAUUGUCAGGUGACUUCUGUUACAGCAGGCCUGGUGGUGAGCUCUGUGCAUUGACUGCUGUGGAGGUGAUCUCGCAUGGUGAGCUCUGAGGGAAGGGAACCCAGGCUGGGCUUUGGUGAUAUGACUCACCCGCAGCAGACAAGCCAUGUCUGACCUGCCCCUGCCGCCUCAGCCUGGUUGUGUCGUAAGUGACGCAAUCAGCAGUCUACUGCUGAAGGUUAGCCUUGUGCCUGACCUUGGGAUUAACACAGGCUCCUUUAGCAGUCAAGCAUGGACUUGAUUAAGACCAGAAGCUGAGGAGAUGAGUCCUGGUGUUACGUCUAGUGCUUGAGAAGGCAGACGCUUUGUACAGCAUGCCGAGUGAAAGUUGACAUGUUCCCAAGAUGCUUUCUUUUUAAAAUGAAAAAGAUUGGAAAGCCUGAAAGCUUGACCCACCCCCUGAAAAAAAAUUCUGGAAAGGAAUCCCUUUUAAAUGGUUAUUUUUGUCAUUGCCUCUAGUCACUUUUUUCAAAAUAGGAAUGGAAAAUUUAAAGAAAAGGGCAACAGCCCAGUCUCUCUUUUUCUAAUUAUUGUGCUGGGAUCUCUAAUAAAAACUGAAUUUGAAUUGGAAAAAUGUGGUGCUGGUUGGAGUACCAUCUUUCAAGGGAUAAUGCAGAUUCUCUGAUGUCUCUGACCCAAUAUGCGGCUUCAACUCUCAGCUGUCUGCGAGGCUUACUAAGUAUGAAAUAGUGUUUUUUUUUUCCCUUCUCUUUUUAUGCAGUAGUCUCCCUUGUUAAAUAAAUUCAAGCAAUUGUUUUAAAACAGA
Ochotona princeps (American pika) is the source of this 3469-nucleotide messenger RNA. RefSeq names its product DNA polymerase delta 3, accessory subunit (gene POLD3). The transcript is spliced from 12 exons. The coding region runs from base 168 to 1559 and encodes 463 amino acids. The record is from RefSeq and is a predicted model, not a curated record. Gene Ontology annotation, biological process: DNA synthesis involved in UV-damage excision repair; nucleotide-excision repair, DNA gap filling; DNA replication. Gene Ontology annotation, molecular function: DNA-directed DNA polymerase activity. Gene Ontology annotation, cellular component: nucleus; delta DNA polymerase complex. NCBI's taxonomy places the organism in Eukaryota, Metazoa, Chordata, Mammalia, Lagomorpha, Ochotonidae.